AUGACGCGCACAGUGAGUACCCCAAAAACCUCCCUAAACCCUCCCCCCCCCCGCAAAACUGCUCCUAAAACACCCCCAGAAACCUCUCCCACAGCCCGGAGCCCCGCGGAGGAGGAGCCGGAGGAGCCGUGCCCACCCUGCCCCCCCUGCAGCCACGUGGCCGCUGUGCCGGUUCCCGGGGGGACUCCCUCGGUGUGGGGGACCCCCCGUGUGACCCCCCCGGUGCCGGGGGACCCCCCCGAGCCGCCCCCCGGAGCCUCCAUCCCGCUGUACUGUGCCCUCCUGGCCGCCGUCGUCGUGGGGCUCAUCGCCUACGUGGCCUUCAAGUGCUGGGACACCUGCAGGAAGAAGCGGCAGCUGGACAAGGCGCGGGACGCGGGCGAUGCGGGAAUGUCGCCGGAUGGGGAGAAGCUCCGGGGGGACAGCGGGGUCUUCCUGGACACCCCCGGCCCGCAGGAGCCCCCCCAGCACGCCCCCCCCGAGGGUCCCCCCUCGCUCCAGGUGCCCCCUCGGCGGCAGGAGGAGCGGGAGCGGCUGCUGGAGCUGGGCGGCUGCGGGGGCACCGCGGGGACAGCGGGCGAUGUCACCUCCGCCGUGUGACACCGCCGGGGC
Messenger RNA from Myiozetetes cayanensis, 612 nucleotides. RefSeq names its product death domain-containing membrane protein NRADD-like. Bases 1 to 600 code for a protein of 199 amino acids. Lineage: Eukaryota; Metazoa; Chordata; Aves; Passeriformes; Tyrannidae. The transcript is spliced from 4 exons. Gene Ontology annotation, molecular function: coreceptor activity; death receptor activity; nerve growth factor binding. The record is from RefSeq and is a predicted model, not a curated record. Gene Ontology annotation, biological process: Rho protein signal transduction. Gene Ontology annotation, cellular component: cell surface; plasma membrane.